Molecule: messenger RNA, 3553 nt
Organism: Lutzomyia longipalpis
Lineage: Eukaryota; Metazoa; Arthropoda; Insecta; Diptera; Psychodidae
Exons: 4
Coding region: 498-1703 (401 amino acids)
Source: RefSeq, a predicted model, not a curated record
AAAGUGAAACACAACCAUCCAACGAAAACACAUUCACUCCUCAGUUGCUGUUGAGUUUCCGUCGAGAGAGGUUUAUAUCAUUUUGUUAGCUUCUCUCUCUCUCCACUACCGUGAGAAAAUAUUUGUAACCAAAUUGGAGCAAUAUUUUCAACAAUUUUCCUUUUAACUUUUUUUUUCAAAGAGUUUUUCCUCUAAUUUUCCAUUUCAUCGCUGAGAGUGUUUUUUUUUCCAUCAGUUUCGCGGGAAAUUCUUUGGCUACGCCACUGUGUGUUGUGCUUUUCAUGAGAAAACGAAUUUAUUUUUAAGUUUUUAUUAACAAACCUAAAGGGGGGCGCACAAAACCUGAAGUAAAUGAGUUUGAAAAGACGAAAAGGGAAUGCUAUUCCUUCAUUAAAUUAACCACAGCAAAAAAAAACCAACUAAAAGUGCCCAAAUUGAUGUGAAGAAGUUUUUAAUAAAUUUUGUAGUAAAAUUAAGUUUAAAAAUAGAAGAAGAAAAUGUUGUGCAAAAUGCAUGUAUCUGUGACAAUCAUAUUUGUUGCCAUGCUGGCCGGCAAUAUAUUUACGCCGGUAUCAUCGUCCUCUGCCAAAUUGGAAAGUGAAAAUGGAAUUUCCCUCAAUAGAGCACUCAAACGACCCUGGAAUUCAGACAACCUUUCAUCUGAUGAUAUUCGAUGCUACUGCAAUCUCCCAAUCUGCAUAACAACGGGCUACAUGUGCAAAACGGCAGCCACAGGUGGUUGCUUCAGUGAAUUCAAAGAGACGGAAAAUGAUGAUGACUUACCAGCUCGACGUGGUUGCAUGGAAUUGCUGGAAGACAACAAACACACAAAGUGUAAUUUGGAAAUUGGGAUGCAUCAUCAAUUUAAAUCUUCAUUUACACUCCUAAUGUGCUGCCAAGAGGACAUGUGCAAUCACAUUGAUAAUCCUGAUAAUAGGAGAUUUAAGUCUGAUCCACGAAUUAAUGGAGAAGGUAACCAAAGCAGAGGAAGUCAAUCGAUGGAGGAUAUUCAUCAUUCACUUCAUGAGACUGAUACGAAGGAAUUGAGGCCAGUGUAUCCCGCAAGUGGGGACAAUCAGGAUGAGGUGUGGUUCAAAGUAGCCACAAUUGCCAUCACCAUUUGCGGUGCCAUCAUCCUCUUCGUCCUAAUUGCCACGGCUAUCCGUAUGCUACGGAAUGAUGGUCGUGGAGGGGAUACAGCAUCAAAGUUGGGCACAGGCAGCAGCCCCAAUUGUGCUGGACGGAAAGUAAUUCUUGAUUUUGGUGAUGCCUACAAUCAAGUGUACGGCGGGAGUUCCCAUGGGAGCAAUAUUAAGCAUGUGCCACUCCUCAAAGUUGACGAUGGGCUACCACCGUCGUACACAAUCUACCCCCCACCAAAUUACCAUCAACUGCAGAAUUUGCAGCAUACGCCAAAAGUGAGUAGUGACUCGAAGAAUGAGGCGCAAGCAAAGAAGAAUCAAAUAAAGAGCCUGGAGUACACCCUGCUGCCACAGAGUUGCCAUGAGGGUCAACAGAAGCCCAUUAAUACGGAAAUGGGCAUUAAUCCAGCAUACCGAGACGUGAAUCUCAGUUCAUUGCCACAGGGACGAGCUUGUCCGGAGAUGGCAAUUGAUAAUAAAAUGUACGAAAAGGACAUGCUCACGAGUGUUCCCACCAAUUGGACGAAUAAUUCCACCACCAAUAAUUCGUAUGGAGUGUAAAAUUUAAAUUAUAAAAAAAAGCCAAUUUAGCAACAACAAGAUACAUAGAUUCUCCCCUUUAACACGCCACUUUUGCCAUCAUAAUCGAUCGAACCAACUUAUUGCGCCCCUUUGAAUGCAAAUCAUGGCAAAACUCCUAUUUUUCUAUGUAAAUACUUUUUAUUUCUCAAUUGAAACUUAUUAAAAAGUUUUUUUUUUUGUGUGCAGAAUACAGAAAGAAAAAUAAUUGGAAUUCUUGUAAAUAAAUGUAUGAAUGUACAAUGCAGGAAAGAGAGAUUUCUAAAAAUGAUCUUAAAGAAAAAUUCCCAAAAAAAUGCUGGAAAAAGUGACGUUGUGGGUGUCUUUUCGACAAUUUUUUUCUCAUUUCUGAGUGACAAGUACAUAACAUUUUUUUUAAAUAAAAAAAAGAAGAUCUUAGAAUAAAAUUAAUUAUUUAUCGUAUAAUUGAAAUGGAAAAAAAUAUAGCAGAAUGAGACUGUUUAUUUGUAAAUGAACGAAUAAGAAAAAAAAUCUUUUGAGAGUUCUCUAAAUCUUCGAGAUUUCAUUUUUAAUUUUUUUUAACAAUAUAAAAAAAAGAAUUCAUUACAUCACACAGAAAAGAAAAUUAUUUAUUUUUUUAUAUUUUCAUUCACGAGCAUUCAUUUUUUUUACUUUCUCUUAAUUUUAAGUUGAAUUUUAAACCUAUUUCUAGACAAUUUUUUAUUUCAUUACAUCACUCAAUUGCCAGUUUAUGAUUAUAGUUAAAAGAAAAACGAAUGAAAAUGUUUGAAAAGAGAAAUUUUUUGAAUGAAAAGUGAAUCAGGAAAAAUUUCUCCCAAUCAGGCUGUGAAUUCAAUAAAGGCCUUGGUCAUUUCUGUGAAUUUCUGUAAUGUGUAAAAUCUCCAGCAACUAAUUAAUAUUUACCCAAACAUUUAUUAACAAAAAAAAGAAGAAGAAAUUGCAAGACAGUCAAGUAAAAAAUAUAAAAAAAAUAAGUAUAAAAUUCAAAACAAUAUACCUAUAAUUGCCAAUAUUAGAAAAUAGAAAGAUUUUUUUGUAAAAAGAAAAAUAGUUUCUUUUACAUAAAAAAUACAAGAAUAAGAAUGAAAAUUAUUAAAUGCAUGUGGCCUUUUUUCAAUAAAUAAAAAUAAAAUAAUAUAUAAAUGCUCUCCUUUUCUCCAUUAUAGUGACUUACUAAUAAUAUCAAUAUCUAUAUAUACAAAAUAAAAUAUUAAAGAGAACAAUACAAAGAAAAUGAAUUUGAUAGAAGAAAAACAAGAAAAAAAAUAUAAAAAUUAAAAUAUGAAAUUUCAGGAAGAAAUUUAAAGAACUUGUGCCUAAAUAAAACUAAUUAAAUGAGCUUUUGUGGCAAAAAUUCCUUUUCUUUUUUUUACAGUUUUUUUUUCUAUGUAUUCAUCAAAGAAAAAGAAACAUAAAAAGUAUGUAGAUUUAGCCACAAAAUGCAAUGUGAUAUUCGUAUAAUAUUUGUUUUAAAUUAAUUCACAUGCUCCACAAUUCUUCGAAUAAUUAUGCAAAAAAAAUGAGGGAGAAGUAAAAACUUUCAAAUUGCUGAUUUUUUUUAAAAAUUAAAUUGUGCCAAAGUUGUUUUUUUUUAAUUCUCUGAAAAGAAUAAAAAAAACUAAAAGAUCUUUGGCACUAUAUUCUCAGCAUACGCGUAAAUGUAUGUAUAAAAAAUAUAAUAAAUAAAUUAAAGAAUGAGGAGAAAAAUAUUCUAGUUGGAGCAUCAGUGAAAUUGAAUGAAUAAAAUGUAACAUUAUUUUCAUUGUAGAUUUUUUUAUAUAAAAUAUUAGAAAUUUGUAAUGCAUUAGUAAUAUUAAAUAAAAAUACAAAGAAACUCAAAAUAAAAAAAA